Messenger RNA from Tetranychus urticae (two-spotted spider mite), 2099 nucleotides. RefSeq lists its product as uncharacterized. The record is from RefSeq and is a predicted model, not a curated record. NCBI's taxonomy places the organism in Eukaryota, Metazoa, Arthropoda, Arachnida, Trombidiformes, Tetranychidae.
AAUCCAGACGAUGAGCCAGUUAGCUGAACAAAUUAAGUAGGAGUUUAAGUGAAAGACACUAGUGUUCGCUGAUUGUUUCAACUGAUUUUAUCUUUUGAGUCCACUCUUGUAGCUUAGAAAAUUAUUUAUAUAAAGUAAGCUUUGAAUAAAUCAUGACAUUUCUAUUCUUACAUUGUUAGCAUCAAACCUUAAAAAUCGAUCACCUCGUACGAUAAUCUCGAUAAUAGUGAAGUUUUUGCAUUUGUUUUUGAUUUCAAAGUGUGUCAAAAAUGGAUUCAUUAGAUACUGAUGACCAACUAACGAUAGUUAAUCGUUCAACUGAAUACCGUAUUAGUAAAAAACUGAUUCGUAAAGUGCCUUAUUUUGAAAAGAUGUUGAGCCAUGAAUGUUUGGAAUCAAAGGAAGCCAAAGUUACAUUGGAUUUUGAUGAAAAAGCAGUCAAGUCGGUUCUAGAUUGGGUUAAACGCAAUUACACUAUGAUCUUGAUCGAAAUGGAUUACGUAAUUGAUUUAUGUGGACUGGCUGAUUAUUUCGGUUUGGAUGUGAUUGCGAAAGAGUGUUUAAAAUAUUUCGAGGAUAAUUUUACAAUUGAACAUCUUCCCGAUGUUAUACUUAAAGUGACUUCAACAUCUAAAUUUUUAAACUCUGGUGCUCUUAAUGCUUUCAUCUGCCGUUAUUUCUUGAAAAUAAAAAAUUUAUACGCUGAUUCGAUCGAUAACUCCAAGAAAACUUUUUGGCUGGAGUAUCCUAUUGAAACAAUUGAAUAUAUUUGUGCUUUGGAUCUGAUGGUCUAUUCAGAAUAUCAAGUAUUCGAUGCAAUCGUGAGAUGGGUCAAUUUCAAGGCUUAUUCAAGAAAGUGCCAUCUCGUUGAACUGUUAAAGUUGAUUCGAUGGUGCCAUUUGAGCGAGCAAGAUUUAUCUAAAAUAAAAGAAAAUGGAUUGUUUAAAUCUUCUGGUUUUGAACCAAUAUUUUGCUCUCCUCGUAAGGUUAAUUGUGAAUGUACCUUCAAUCGAGCCAAACAAAAUUGUUUCGUUAUGAUUGAAUUUUGUGAGACGGGUUGUAAAUGGCGAGUCAAAGUACUUGACAAUAACUUGACAGAAUUAGCUGAUCAAGUCUUUAUCUCUGAUGAUUCAAUUCCUGCAAACUUUUUUCAGGACGAACACAUUACUGAUAUUACUUAUGAAUACGGAAAGAGUGCACUUCGAAUAGACUGGAAACGAAAAAAAUACAGGCAUGUCUCAUCUGAUCUAUCUUUUAACAUACUGCAAAGAUGUGUUAUUAGAAACAAAGAUGAUGACCAACCUUUAUCUGUGGAUCCAAUGCUGGAAGAGCCUAUUGAGCAGGGAUAUUUGAUUUUAGAAGCGGCUGAAACUUUUACGCUGAUUUCCUUUGCAGGAAGAGAUUUGAAUUAUUAUUCAAGGCCGACUAACGAGGAUAGAGAGCGUUGGAAGCUUAUUGACUUCGGAGCAACUCUUAUGGACAAUGCGAUUUACUUGCUUUCGAAUGACCUUACAUUAUACGAGUUCAAAAUUCAAAAUAAUAUGCUUGUGAAGACUUGGAGCCAUCGUUUGUGUGAUAAUGAAUACAAUUUUGAAGAUACACUGUUAACAUCAAGUCCAGCUGGAGAUAAAAUUAUGGUGAUUGAUACAUAUACAAGAGAUUAUAUCUGUUUCGACGUCAAUACUAAAGUGAGUUCCAAGGGUCAAAUGGUAUUUUAUUCCUCUGCAGGCAAAAAAGACUCCAGCAGACUGUUGACUUGCACUCCAGCUUUUCUUCCUCUGAAAACCAUCAGAACUUGCUUAAACUCUAAACCAAACUCAGAGAAUUAGUUAUUUGACUAAAAUUAUUCAUAAACAGAGUACUUCAUGAACUUACUAAAGCUUUAAAAUUUGGCUUAAGGAAAUAGUUGUUUCUUCAAACCAACUUCAAUUUAAGGUUUACUAAUUCAACAAAAAAUCAUUCAAACUUAUCUUUUUCUUGAAACCAAAUUAAAAUUCAGUUAUUUUAUUCAAUAAAUCACUUAAUGCAAUGACUAAUUAUUUAACACUAGAAACUGCUGCGAUCAGGACUGAUUACGUUACAUUAAAUCCACAUUUAGA